This is a messenger RNA of Gadus macrocephalus (Pacific cod), 6116 nucleotides long. It is a transcript of the gene tnpo1, whose product is annotated as transportin 1. Bases 186 to 2909 code for a protein of 907 amino acids. The record is from RefSeq and is a predicted model, not a curated record. Gene Ontology annotation, biological process: protein import into nucleus. Lineage: Eukaryota; Metazoa; Chordata; Actinopteri; Gadiformes; Gadidae. Gene Ontology annotation, cellular component: cytoplasm; nucleus. The transcript has 25 exons. Gene Ontology annotation, molecular function: nuclear import signal receptor activity; small GTPase binding.
GCAACGGUCCUAUCGCGAGAUGAACGUGAUGUUCAGCCGCUAUCCCUGGAAGCUACUAUAGCCCGUCUAUAGCCAGCUACCUAACAGCCAAUAGCUGGCUUGUUGCGAAAACGGAUGUUCCGAGGUUGACAGGUCGAUGUCUGAGGAAGCCCAUUACUGAGUGGCGUGUUAGCUAGCAAAUCAAGAUGGAGUGUGAGUGGAAGCCAGACGAGCAGGGGCUCCAGCAGAUCAUACAGCUCCUGAAGGAGUCCCAGUCGCCGGACACGUCAACCCAGAGAUCCGUCCAGCAAAGACUAGAACAGCUCAACCAGUAUCCUGACUUUAACAACUAUUUGAUAUUCGUUCUCACAAAGUUAAAAUCAGAAGAUGAGCCCACUCGCUCCCUGAGUGGACUGAUUUUGAAGAACAAUGUCAAGGCUCACUACCAGUCGUUUCCUAACGGCGUCUCAGACUUCAUCAAGAAUGAAUGUCUACAAAACAUUGGCGAUUCCUCCCCUCUUAUCCGGGCCACUGUGGGUAUCCUCAUCACAACCAUCGCCUCUAAAGGAGAGCUACAGAACUGGCCCCAGCUCCUGCCUAAACUGUGCCUCCUGCUGGACUCUGAGGAUUACAACACGUGUGAGGGUGCGUUCGGAGCGCUGCAGAAGAUCUGUGAGGACUCUGCAGAGAUCUUGGACAGCGAUGUUCUCGACCGCCCGCUCAACAUCAUGAUUCCCAAGUUCCUGCAGUUCUUCAAGCACAUCAGCCCUAAGAUAAGGUCUCACGCCAUUGCCUGUGUCAAUCAGUUCAUCAUCAGCCGAACCCAGGCUCUGAUGUUACACAUCGACCCCUUCGUGGAGAACCUGUUUGCCCUGGCAACAGAUGAGGAGCCUGAGGUGAGGAAGAACGUGUGCCGGGCGCUGGUCAUGCUGCUGGAGGUCCGAAUGGACAGACUGCUGCCUCACAUGCACAGCAUCAUACAGUACAUGCUCCAGCGGACCCAGGACCAGGACGAGAACGUGGCGCUGGAGGCCUGCGAGUUCUGGCUCACUCUGGCCGAGCAGCCCGUGUGUAAGGAGGUCCUGGCCGGACAUCUCCAUCUGCUCACCCCUGUGCUUGUCAACGGGAUGAAGUACUCCGAGAUUGACAUCAUUCUGCUCAAGGGAGACACCGAGGAGGACGAGGCCGUCCCUGACAACGAGCAGGACAUCCGCCCGCGCUUCCACCGCUCGCGCACCGUGGCGCAGCACCACGAGGGAGGCGGUAUCCACGACGACGAUGGCGACGACGACGACGACGACGACCUGGACGACGACGAGACCAUCUCGGACUGGAACCUGCGAAAGUGCUCUGCGGCGGCGCUGGACGUCCUGGCCAACGUGUUCCGGGACGACCUCCUGGCUCACCUGCUGCCGCUCCUCAAGGAGCUCCUCUUCCACCCGGAGUGGGUCGUCAAAGAGUCCGGCAUCCUGGUCCUGGGAGCCAUCGCAGAGGGCUGCAUGCAAGGCAUGAUCACCUACCUGCCGGAGCUCAUCCCCCACCUGGUGCUGUGUCUGGCGGACAAGAAUGCCCUGGUGCGCUCCAUCACCUGCUGGACCCUCAGCCGCUACGCCCACUGGGUGGUGUCGCAGCCCCCCGACUCCUACCUCAAGCCCUUGAUGACGGAGCUGCUCAAACGCAUCCUGGACAGCAACAAGAGGGUCCAGGAGGCUGCCUGCAGUGCGUUCGCCACGCUGGAGGAGGAGGCGUGCACAGAGCUGGUUCCCUACCUGGCCUACAUCCUGGACACGCUGGUGUUCGCCUUCAGCAAGUACCAGCACAAGAACCUGCUCAUCCUCUACGACGCCAUCGGAACCCUGGCCGACUCGGUGGGACACCACCUCAACAAGCCGGAGUACAUCCAGAUGUUGAUGCCUCCUCUGAUCCAGAAAUGGAACGAACUUAAGGACGAAGACAAAGACCUCUUCCCUUUACUAGAAUGUCUGUCGUCGGUGGCCACGGCCCUCCAGAGUGGCUUCCUGCCGUACUGUGAGCCUGUGUACCAGCGCUGUGUGAACCUGGUCCAGAAGACCCUUGCCCAGUCCAUGGUGAGCACCCAGCACACAGGAGGACAUUCUGGAGGCAUUUCUCUCCACCAAUCACAGCCAGAGCAGUACGAGGCCCCGGACAAGGACUUCAUGAUCGUAGCUCUGGAUCUGCUCAGCGGACUGGCUGAGGGGCUGGGGGGCAACAUCGAGCAGCUGGUGGCUCGCAGCAACAUCCUCACGCUCAUGUACCAGUGCAUGCAGGAUAAGAUGCCUGAAGUCCGCCAGAGUUCGUUUGCUCUGCUGGGGGAUCUGACCAAGGCCUGCUUCCACCAUGUGAAGCCCUGCAUCGCUGAUUUUAUUCCCGUACUCGGUACUAAUCUGAAUCCUGAGUUGAUAUCUGUGUGCAACAACGCAACUUGGGCUAUUGGUGAGAUCGCGAUACAAAUGGGGCUGGAGAUGCAGCCGUACGUUGCCGAGGCACUGCGUCUGCUGGUGGAGAUCAUAAACAGGCCCAACACACCAAAGACGCUGCUGGAGAACACAGCAAUAACAAUUGGUCGUCUUGGUUACGUUUGUCCUCAAGAGGUGGCACCCAUGCUACAGCAGUUUAUAAGACCCUGGUGCACGUCUCUACGGAACAUAAGAGACAAUGAGGAAAAAGACUCUGCGUUCCGGGGAAUCUGCACCAUGAUAAGUGUAAACCCCGGAGGUGUAGUGCAGGAUUUUAUAUUCUUUUGUGAUGCAGUUGCAUCCUGGGUAAAUCCGAAGGAGGAUCUACGGGACAUGUUUUGUAAGAUCCUGCACGGCUUCAGGAACCAGGUUGGAGAGGAGAACUGGCAGCGGUUCUCGGAUCAGUUCCCUGCUCCUCUGAAGGAGCGCCUGUCCACCCUCUAUGGCGUGUAGCGCUCACGAGCCCAGGGCCCAGUCAGUCGGGUCAAUCACUAUCUGGAGACGUUGUAGGGAGCCUCUUUCAUCCAGGGAACACAUUGCCCUUUGCAUUAGGGGGUAGGGUCUGCCUGCUGGGAGGGUUGGAGGGAGGGAGGGACAGGGUGGGGAGAGAGGGCCCCCUCAUAGCCACAUGGACAGGGAGGGAGGAAUGGGGAGGUCCGCCGUAUUCCAUGCACCGCGAGCAUACGCGGAAUGGAGGAAAAAUAAAUGGCUGCACAACUUAAAUCACGGGAGGAAAACUUGCGUCUCAUCUCAGCAGUCAACCAAUGACGCGUUUAGGAUAAUAACUUUUUUUUCUUUUUCUUUUUUACCUGCCUUCAUUAUUACUUGGGUAUUAAAUACAAGUGUUGUUUAGGGUUUAAAACGUAUAUAAAAAGACCAAUCUAAGAUAAGGUAAUCGAUGUUACAGUGUUGGUGAGUCCUACUACUCGAGUAGAGGGUUCUUUACAACGGGGAAAUAGCUCGUUUAAAUUAGAGUCAAUAAUCCUGGACCUGCCGUGAAUCAGAUCAUGUAGCUGAUCCUUAAAUUAACCCGUCUACCAACGGUGGUGUCCUAGUGAAACUCAAACCUUCUGAAUAUCUGAGGUCCCAACAGCCUGCCAUCUUUAGUGGUUACUGAGUUUUUUUCUAAUAAUCUCUAAUGAUUGAAGGAGUAAUAACAGGUUCCCAUUGGUCACCAGGGCAGAAGCUGUCGAUGUUCUUUGUCUCUUGUGAGAAUACGAUUGUCUUUUCUCAGUUUGACAGCAUGCUUGCAUCAUAACAGAAUUUGCCCGGCAAAAGAGUGCUGUGUUUGUGUGUUGAAUUUGAUUGGUCAUUGGUCAACGUUUUUUUUUUUUUUUUAAGCCGGGUACUCUUUAAGUUUUCUUUGUCUUCUAGCAGAGAGUGACUACUGUAGUCUACCAUGAGCGGGUAUACCAAACAACAAACGGUGAUCUGAUCUCGAUGGCUUGACCUUCUAGCAUUGGGCCAGGCCCACGGCUCUAGAUGUUUUGGCUUCCCAGCUAACUCCUCUUUAUUGGCGGUGGGAUGUGGGCCUGUGUCGUGACAUUUAAACGCCACGUAACGCAGCUCUGUGCAUUCAUCAGCUGUUGCUGACAUCCGAGCCUUUGGGGGGUGAAGAUGGAUGAUGUCAUGCUUCCGUGUUCACCUAUUCAUCUCCUUAUCUCCAUACAAACCACGAAAGCUAGUCGUGUCUUUCUUUGUGAGGUGUGUAAUCAGUUGGCUGUUCAAACCUAGGGAACUUCAUAUCGACGUCAAUUAAAUGUUUAUCUUUAAGGGUACUGAGGGGUUCUUUAAAAACGGUUAAUUCUGAUUUAUGUUUAGUUUUUCUGGUAGCUUUUCUUAAAGCAUGGUCUUGAGGAUGAUUGUGAACUGUUUCGAGUGCUUGUGGUUGGGUGUUGUGGAGUAGCUGAUCCCUAACAUGUUGGUGGCCCCCUUCCCAUAGGGGAAUAUAAUCAAGACAGGGAGGUGGGGGGCUUUAAUUCUAUAUAGGAAACUGUAUAAAAGGUAUAUUAUGGCCUUGCUCAGCAUUGGUUUAUUUCAACACUGGUAUUUUUAAAAGUUUUUUUUAAUGAGAUUUAAUCCUAUUGAGAGCGCUGGUGUAUUCUGCUUCUCUGCGUCCUUUUAAAUACUGUGAAACUACAUAAUAUUGUUGUUGCUUUUGUCUGUUUAUUUUUGUUUCAUGUCACAGCCUGAACGUAUUCCAUGAUGUUUUGAAAUGAUUAGGGAGCACAUUUUAUGUUUUACAACCUUCUUUUUCCACACACACUCUCUCUCUCUCUCUCUCUGCAGGUCAGAGUAAUAAUUGCAGUAUUUUUUACUUUGUGUUUUAAAUGCCAAGCACUUCAAUAGCAACUAUAGCACUACUUAGCCUAAGUAUAGUUUUGCGGCAAUGUACACACAUAAUACAAUUGUUUUUUUUCUGCAAAACUUUUAUUCCCAUACUUGUUACUAAUUGUUUAGCCAUUCUUUUUCGAUAUAAAUUAUUUGGACAACUUGGUAUACAUACUUAACAUAUAUUAUAUAUAUUGAACUGAUGUUGUUGUGCAAUCGAAAAUCCCAGAUGUUAGAUUUUAAAGGAAUCGUCCAUUCAGUAUGUAUCACAUCAUGGAAUAUAGUGGAGGCAGAUGUAGGUAAACACUUAUACCUUUUUUGUUGUUGCCACAUUGUGUUGCAUCUACCCGGAAGUAAAUGUGUAGUCUGUGUCACAUUCCAGCUGUCUUUGCAUUUGAAAACAAACAUAUACACCUUGGCCUGGUAUAAGCCCUGUGUUGGUCUCUGAGACACCGAAACAAACUGUCUCUAAUGGGCUGCAUUUGUGAAUUGACUGCUGCUAUGCAUUGUAGUUUUGUAACACGACUUGAAUUCAGUGUUUUCGUAAACCUCAGGUUGUCUGAGUCGAUUGUUUGAUUUGCGUUUAGUGUUUUGGGGUCUCUCCCACCCCCCCCCCCCCCCCACCCCCCCUGCACUCCAUGUCUGCCUUGUCCAUCUUUUACAAAAUGAGAUUUACCAGCCUCUGGAAUGGAGCGAUAGGAAACAGUAGGUUGUUCAACAAAUGAAUGGUCAUCAGUGGGGAGAACUGAUGUAGAAAAAUAAAAGGUAACUUGCACAAAUGUAUUUUCACACAGUGAUUGUAAUUCAGAGCGAUGUGUACACACUGCCAUGAGAGAUCAUAGCCAUGGACGGUGUCAAUAGAAAUGUAUUUGCAGGGGAUAAAGAGUCCUUUAGUUAAAGUAACUAGAAGAAAAACGUCACGAAAUAAGAGCUUGCCAUGAAAGUAGUAUAGUUUCCAAAUUAGAAUUUUUACUCAAGAGCUUUAUUAAAUGUAUUUUGUAAAGCGACAACCAAUAAUAUUGAAUGUCUGUUCCUUAUUCUCCUCACUUUUGAUGGCCAUUUAGCCUUGGAAAUCCAUUUAGCCUUCAUCUUUUUGCUAAUAUUAGAGGCAUUUCAUUUCAAUAAACUUGUUAUGCAUUUUUUUUGAUAAGCUGCUGAAUUAUAAAGUAAAAUUAGUACUACUGGGGCCACCAAAUAUUUUGGAUCAUGCAAAGAAUCUAUAUUGUACUGUAGUAAUUUUUGUAACAAUAUUUGUACAAUGAUCAAGUGGGUGUGACUGGUUACCAUUGCUUGAAUCUUUACAUUGUUCAGAAUAAAUUGUUUACAUUG